Molecule: messenger RNA, 1532 nt
Organism: Triticum aestivum (bread wheat)
Lineage: Eukaryota; Viridiplantae; Streptophyta; Magnoliopsida; Poales; Poaceae
Product: DNA repair protein RAD51 homolog 4
Exons: 9
Coding region: 433-1236 (267 amino acids)
Biological process (GO): double-strand break repair via homologous recombination; reciprocal meiotic recombination; DNA strand invasion
Cellular component (GO): replication fork; Rad51B-Rad51C-Rad51D-XRCC2 complex; microtubule organizing center
Molecular function (GO): ATP-dependent DNA damage sensor activity; ATP binding; four-way junction DNA binding
Source: RefSeq, a predicted model, not a curated record
GGCCCACUAAGCCGACGGAGGCAGGCGCUGCGAGUGUGUUCCCUACCCCGCCGGCCGCCGCCUGUGCUGUGCCGCGCCGCCAUUGGACCGCCGCCCCGCCGCCCUCCUCCUGCUCCCCUCCCGCUCCCGUCUCCCCGCCUCCAAGCUACGACCGCGCGAUCCGCGCCCCGUUCCGUACUGCUGCCCCGCCACUGCCUGUUCCCCUUUCUGGCUCCCCCGCCUGCGACGGCGCGGCACGACGGCAGUGCUCCCUGGCCUCCGUCGGCUAGUGGCUGCCGCCCGCACCUCCGACCCCGAGCGCCGACGCCGAGAGACACGCAAGGAGGAGGAGGAGGAGGUGUGGAGGACAGGGUUCUCGCGCAACUGCUCGUCCACUCGCGCAGGGGAGUUGUUGGCCUGCUGCUCCGCUUUGGACAGGGAGGGAGAGCUCACAUGGACAUGAAUGAAGAGCAACCUCACGUUGAAGAUCGGUGCAUACUAUGGUCGGAUGGGAUGCAGCUGCUCAAAGACGCGGCAGAAAGAAAACACUUCCUCCGUACCGGACUUGAAGGCAUUGACACGCUUCUUGGAGGUGGGCUGCGCAAAGGCCAGUUGACAGAAAUAACCGGCCAGUCAUCUUCUGGUAAAACGCAGGUCUGUCUAUAUUCUGCUGCACAUGUUGCAGCUAGGCACAUGGGUGUUGUUCUCUACUUGGAUACUAGUAAUUCAUUCUCCCCUACCCGAAUUGCUCAUAUUCUUGAUGAACUUCCCAUCUCUUUGAUCAAAGAGCCAAAGGAUGUGAGGCUUAAGAGGGUCAUGAGCAAUAUCAUUUGUGAGUCUGUAUUUGAUAUAUUUGCUUUGUUUGAAGUACUAGAUCGACUUGAAGUCUCAUUGAAUGGCAAGGUAACUAAUGGCAGUAACAGGAUAUGCCUGCUUAUCAUUGACUCGGUAUCAUCUCUACUUGCUCCCAUUAUCGGCGGGAAGAAUUCACAAGCAGGGCGGUCGAUGAUGAUAUCAGUGGCGAUGAUUCUUAAGAAGUUGGCACAUAAGCACAAUCUAUCUGUUCUGGUAACGAAUCAUAUGGUCGCCGGGAACGGAGCUCCAAAGCCUGCCCUUGGUGAGAGCUGGAAAGCUGUUCCACAUAUCCGCCUGAUGAUCUCUCGUGAUCGUGGGAGCAAUAUCUACACCGCAACGACGCUGAAGCAUACACUACUGGCUUGUGGCCGCCAUAUGAAAUUUCAGUUCCUACCUAGCUGAAUUCGCCGAGCAUGCAUGGUGUUUGAGGAGAACAUACGUACCAGGUGUAUCUAGAGAAAUGUGCGGCUGCACACGGCGACAAUUGGGCAUGACUAUCGACAGCUUCACUGGCGUCAAGAUUCAGACUUGGUCGCUCCUUUGCGUAUAAUAAUGACCGAACGUUUUCUUUCUUUGCAUGCAUCACAGGAUGUGCUGGAUAUCUUAGUAUGAACCACAUACAGAUUGAAAUGAGUGAAUAAAAGCACUAGAAAAUGUCUAUAUAAAUUCGAUUCAGAAAAAUGUUAGAACAUCCAAUA